CAAUCUUACCCACAAAUUCGCCACUUUUGCCAUUAGGGUAGAGCAGAAGAAACUUGGAUGUAGAUCCCGUUUUGGGUGCAAAAUUGCAUUGCCAAAAAUGGCGUUAUCAUCAGCUUGUAACAGUUCGAUGCUACUAGUAGUAUUUGUGAUGUGGCUGCUUGUUUCGACGAACUGUGUCUUGGCCCAACAACAACAGCAGCACAAGGUCCGGUUUGGAGAAAAUGGAGAGUUCAAGAUACUUCAAGUUGCGGAUAUGCACUUCGCAGAUGGCAAGACCACGCCUUGCGAGGAUGUGUUGCCCAGUCAAGUACGUGGUUGCUCCGACCUCAACACCACCGCCUUUAUUCACCGCAUGAUCCGAGCCGAAAAGCCCCAUUUCAUCGUCUUCACCGGGGAUAAUAUUUUUGGGUCUGAUACGACUGAUGCUGCCAAGUCCAUGAAUGCUGCAUUUGCCCCUGCAAUCGAGUCAAAGAUUCCAUGGGCUGCUGUAUUGGGGAACCAUGACCAGGAAUCCACCUUGUCAAGGGAAGGGUUAAUGAAACAUAUUGUUACUUUGGAGCAUACUUUGGCUCAAGUGAACCCUGAAAAUGCACAUGUAAUUGAUGGUUUUGGUAAUUAUAACCUUGAGGUUGGGGGAGUUAGGGGAUCAAGUUUUCAGAACAAAUCAGUCCUCAAUCUGUACUUCCUUGAUAGUGGAGAUUAUUCUACGGUGCCUUUGAUUCCUGGCUAUGGGUGGAUUAAACCUUCUCAGCAAGUUUGGUUUCAACGCACUUCGCGAAAGCUCCAGAGAGCAUACAUGAAUAAGCCUGAGGCACAGAAGGGUCCAGCACCUGGGAUUGCAUACUUCCACAUCCCAUUGCCUGAAUUGUCAAGCUUUGAUUCUUCAAAUUUCACUGGAGUGAAACAAGAGGGCAUUAGUUCUGCUUCUGUGAAUUCAGGCUUCUUCACAACCAUGGUAGAGGAAGGAGAUGUGAAGGCUGUUUUCACUGGCCAUGAUCAUGUCAAUGACUUUUGCGGUGAGCUGACUGGGAUCCACCUUUGCUAUGCUGGGGGUUUUGGAUACCAUGCCUAUGGGAAGGCUGGAUGGUCAAGGAGGGCAAGGGUGGUGGUAGCAUCUUUGGAGAAAACGGUGAAGGGAUCUUGGGGAGGUGUCAAAUCAAUCAAAACAUGGAAACGCCUUGAUGAUGCAAAGCUCACAGUUAUUGACAAUCAGGUCCUUUGGAGCAAGAGAUCUAUAGGAGUACGAAGAAAGAAAGCAAAUACUGGCUGAUGGGCAUAUGAGAAGCAUCUACAGGUUGUCGGUGAACGAUCGACUUCUGUACGAGCAACUUACUGGCCUUUGAAAGGUGUUUCUGGUGUUGGUGUUAUGUACCCGUAAUUCUGAUGUAGACUGUCAUAUAUAUACCAAAAAUAAAAUGGAAACACGAUGGUUGUGAAAUUCUUGGGAUGAAAUGACACAAAUUAUUGUAUCAUUAUUCCAUGUAUUAAUGUAUUAGAAUUAAGACCAUUGGCAGUUGACUAUAGAAUUUUGCUUAAACAUUUUUCAUGAAUGAGAAUUCAAUAGCUUAUUAUGG
This is a messenger RNA of Tripterygium wilfordii, 1574 nucleotides long. Its product is annotated as probable inactive purple acid phosphatase 29. Lineage: Eukaryota; Viridiplantae; Streptophyta; Magnoliopsida; Celastrales; Celastraceae. Bases 98 to 1270 code for a protein of 390 amino acids. Gene Ontology annotation, cellular component: cytoplasm. The record is from RefSeq and is a predicted model, not a curated record. The transcript has 4 exons. Gene Ontology annotation, molecular function: hydrolase activity, acting on ester bonds.